Oryzias latipes (Japanese medaka) is the source of this 5944-nucleotide messenger RNA. It is a transcript of the gene sox5, whose product is annotated as SRY-box transcription factor 5. Gene Ontology annotation, cellular component: nucleus. The record is from RefSeq and is a predicted model, not a curated record. Gene Ontology annotation, molecular function: DNA-binding transcription factor activity, RNA polymerase II-specific; RNA polymerase II cis-regulatory region sequence-specific DNA binding. Gene Ontology annotation, biological process: regulation of transcription by RNA polymerase II; cell fate commitment; positive regulation of chondrocyte differentiation. Lineage: Eukaryota; Metazoa; Chordata; Actinopteri; Beloniformes; Adrianichthyidae.
AUUUUAAAUAGGAUUUUUAUCAAGUUUUACUAACUUUAAAAUUAAAAAGGUUGAAGGAAUACUUCACUUCAAUUCCUGCUUUUAUUUUUCCAUAUUUCGUUGCAUUUUUACCAAGUUUUAAAAAUAGCAGCAACAGACUGCCUCUGUUUGCACAAACGGCACCGAAAUAUCCGCCGAGAAACGGAGACGGGCCAAUAAAAAAAAAGGAAAGAAAGAAGCCAUCAGAUGGAGAGAUGAAGGAGAUGUGGCCAAACUGACACAUUCCUGGAGAAGAAGGAGCAGAGUGAAAGGGCCAAAGGGGGAGGCAGGGGGGAGGGGGAGGAGGAGGAGGAGAGGAAGAGGUCUCUGUCAUAGGGGUGUUAAGGUAGCGGCAGAUUUUCACACCCCUCCAUUUGUCCCCCUCCUUAGGUGUGUGGAGGUGUCAGAUCGCAUCGCCGCGUGCACUCUGGAAGCGCUGACGACCGGGGAGCUGAUUAGCGGCUUGGGAAGCUUCUAAACGUAUCGAUCAGGAGCCGUUUGAGCCGAUUGGAAACUUUUUUGGGGUGAAAAGUCGCAAACUUUCAUAGCUUAGAGGGGAGAUGUUGACAAUCACAGCUUGAUGAUGUCUUCCAAGCGACCAGCCUCUCCAUAUGGGGGGACAGAUGGAGAGGUAACCAUGGCAACCAGCAGACAGCGAGUGGAGGAUGAGGAAAACGAGGGACUGGGCGGUGUCAUCCACCUCCCUCUGGCCUCCUACUGUGGCAAGGUGUCCCCUCGCUCGCCCUCUAACCGAAAUCUGGAAAGCCCUGCCAACACGGAGCACGACGGCAGCAAAGGAAGCUCCCUGAGUCCGUAUCCUCAGCACAAUGCUACCUCACCGGGGAAGGAGGAGGGCGUUGGCGGGGGACGCCCCUGCAGUGACGGGGGCUUCGGCAUGGGACCCCUCGGGACCCCUGAGAGGCGUAAGGGCAGCCUGGCAGACGUGGUGGACACGCUAAAACAGCGCAAGAUGGAGGAACUGAUCAAAAACGAGCCUGAAGAGGCCCCCAGCAUUGAGAGGCUGUUGUCAAAGGACUGGAAGGAUAAACUUUUGGCCAUGGGCUCAGGGCACAUCGCAGAAAUUAAAGGUACCCCAGACAGCCUGGCGGAGAAAGAGCGCCAGCUAAUGGGCAUGAUCGGCCAGCUGAGCAGCCUGAGGGAGCAGCUCCUGGCGGCUCACGAGGAGCAGAAGAAGCUCGCCGCCUCCCAAAUGGAGAAGCAGCGGCAGCAGAUGGAGCUGGCCAAGCAGCAGCAGGACCAGAUUGCCCGGCAACAGCAGCAACUCCUGCAGCAGCAACACAAAAUCAACCUCCUGCAGCAGCAGAUCCAGCAGGUCCAGGGCCAGCUGCCCCCCCUCAUGAUCCCCGUCUUUCCCCCAGACCAGCGGACCCUGGCGGCCGCCGCGGCCCAGCAGGGCUUCCUCAUGCCCCCGGGGUUCAACUACAAGCCCGGCUGCAGUGACCCCUACCCCCUCCAGCUCAUUCCCACAACAAUGGCCGCCGCCACGCCCGGCCUUGGACCUCUACAGCUGCAGCAGUUGUAUGCGGCUCAGCUGGCGGCCAUGCAGGUCUCCCCGGGGGCCAAACAGCAGCACGGCGGCAACCUGCCUCCCCAGGCCAACCUGGGCACCCACUCCCCCACCACCAACACCCACCCGCAGAGCGACAAGAGCCGCAGCCCCCCCCCUGCAAACAAGACCAAGGACAGUGAGGGUGCACAGCCACUGAACCUGUCGGCCAAGCCUAAGGCAAGCGAGAGCAAGUCACCCAACUCCCCCCCAACUUCCCCACAGGUCCCUGCUGCUGCCGCUGCCGCCACCAAGCUGGGCCCCAUCAGCUCCAUGAAGCACAGCGCCCCCUCAAGCAUUGGAGGACCGCCAAGCAGAGUUAGCUCCAUAGCAGACUUGCUAUCGUCGCUGUCCUCAACGGCCUACAUGAACGACCACGAGGCGGUGACCAAGGCCUUCGCCGAGGCGCGGCAGAUGAAGGAGCAGCUGAAAAGAGAGCAGCAGGUCCUGGACGCCAAGGUGGCAGCCGUCAGCAACCUGGGCCUCAACAACGGCCGCUCGGACAAGGACAAAGCUGCCUUGGAGAGCUUGAGUCAGCAGCUGAAGCAGCAGGCGGAGGACAAGUUCAGCCACGCCAUGCUGGACUUCACCAUGAGCGGCGACUCGGACGGUUCCCCCAGCGUGUCGGACUCCAGGAUAUUUCGCGAGUCUCGGGGGCGGAGCAACAACGAGCCGCACAUCAAGCGGCCCAUGAACGCCUUCAUGGUGUGGGCCAAGGACGAGAGACGGAAGAUCCUGCAGGCCUUCCCGGACAUGCACAACUCCAACAUCAGCAAGAUCCUGGGCUCCCGCUGGAAAGCCAUGACUAACCUGGAGAAGCAGCCGUACUAUGAAGAGCAGGCCCGUCUCAGCAAGCAGCACCUGGAAAAGUACCCGGACUACAAGUACAAGCCACGGCCCAAGCGCACCUGCCUGGUGGACGGCAAAAAGCUCCGCAUCGGCGAGUAUAAGGCCAUCAUGAGGUCCCGCCGACAGGAAAUGAGGCAAUACUUCAGCGUAGGGCAGCAAGGCCAGCUGCCCCUAUCCUCUGCUGGAGUGGUCUACCCCGGUGCCCUGACCAUGGCAGGAAUGCCCUCCCCCCAGAUGCCCUCAGAGCACUCGAGCAUGUCCAGCAGCCCCGAACCCACCGCCAACCACCACCCCAACCCCAACCUGGCCGGCCUGAAGGGAGACGAGCCCCGAAUCAAGGAGGAAGAGCUGCGGCUCGACGACAGCAACGGCGACGCGUACGACGACUUCGACUACGAGGACGAAGAGGCGGACUACGCCAGUGACAACGAGAACCACAUCACCCAAUAAACCCAAGAUCCCCAAAUUCCCAUCAAUCAGGAAAGUUCUCCUUCAUCCCGCCCCCUAACCAACUCGCCCAUCCUCCUUUAGAAGGACUCUGUGGACAGAGCCCAAACUGCCUCCCACUGGAGUCCUGACACCAGCAUCUGACCAAUCAACGGAAGCACAGGACCUGUCUGUCACACUGACUGUUACACAAGCUGGAGUCUGGGAGGAAGAGCGGACCACGCCAGCCGAGAAGCUCGCUGAGGAGGAUUCAAGUACUACUGCAUUAUGUACUGCCAUGAGUGAGGAGAGAAAAACACUUUUAGUGCUGUUUGUAAAAAGAAAAGUCAAAUGAAAACAGUGGACCUGUCACAGGCUAACAGAUGACACUUUAAGACGGAGGACCUGUUUAUUAUCAAAGACACUUUGAAAACAACCGCUUUUUUUGUUCUUUGGUUCUAUAAUAUUCUCACUCAGGUACACGGUGCCAAUAAGUGGCUUGUGAAUGUGAUUUGUUGUUUUUGUGCUACAAGUUUGGAUAAUAAUAGAAAAAAGAGACUUUUCUUUUUUCCCCCUUUUCUGUUGUAAAGCACCUGAAAGACAGACGUUAUUUUUGAGCAGAAACAGGUUUUUCCCCCCGUUUUUCAGCCUCACUGUGUGCUGUCGGCGAUGCUCCCUCUCUUUUUAAAAGGUUGUCUCUGUUUUUGGCCAAUGAUGGUCCAGCCCUUUUGGACGCCAUAGGGACCGUCCCAGUCGUCAGAGGGGGGAGAAAAGGCUCGUUUCUCUGGCGUCACGGAGCAGAAACAAAAGCACUGUGUUGUGAGACAAUCCGCCACUUUUCUCGCUCCGCCUCUUUUACCCGGAAACCCGUCGCAACGCCGCCCGAACCCUCCGACAGCCCGUGUCGGCGUGUGUGUGUUCCUCCUGACCGGACGCUUGCACUUCUUCUUUUUCUACGUGCAAAAAGAAGCUUAAAAACUCUGGAAAGACAGGCAACUUCUUUUGCUGCUGUUGCUGCAACACAAACACACACACACACAAACACACACACAAGCUGUGCCCUCAAGUGUUUUUUCUGCUCCCGCCAAUCACGUCAUCCUGCUGUAUCCCAGUGGGUGGAGCCGAGGUGAAGUCAGCCAGUCAGUGUUUCUGUUUGUAUUUGAAUUUUUUUAUUUUAAUAUUAUUAUUAUUAUUAUUAUUUCUCUUCAAACUGCCUCUAGACUAAUAAUAUUAUUAACAAUAAUUAUAAGAAUGGUCAGCAUUUCCUAAGUUUAGUAAGUUAUGUACAGUAUAAUUUAUUUUUCUUCUCGUCAAUAAAACAUUAUUCUAUUUAGCUGUUAGGUAUUUAGAUUUGAGGAGUUUUCCUUUUUUUUUUAAAUGCGUUUGUUUUGUAUUAAUUCUUCGGACGGCGGAGCGGGCGGCUGUCAGCCCUCCUCCCAGCCGAACACCUGUUGUCCAGGUCAUUGACUGUAUAUGACAGCUGGAAUAAGUGACUCCGCCCCCUUGGCGUUCCAAAUAGGAAGUACCAGCGGGCUCACAGAGGAAUAAACGACUAUUCCAACUACUGCUACAUUUGUUUACAUGUUCUUAAUGAUCCGCAUCUAUUUGUCUUUAGUUCAAGUUAUUGAAAUUCUGAACUGACCAAUCAGACGCCUCGACAUAAGCAUGCGGUCUCACGUCAGUCGUCCCAAACGUUUGAUUGACAGAUUCCCCUGAGCCCGCUUUCAAGUGUUAGGGGCGUGAUUGGAGUAGAAAUGUUGACCCGGACAGAUCUCUGCUUCCUGACGAUGUUGCGUUCCGACAUCCGUAUCGCGGAAAAAUGACUUUGUUGGAACCAGAAGUGAGCCAUUUUCUAUGGAUGACAUCACAGUCACUCGGUCCAGUUCUCAUAUACAGUCAACAGUCCAAGCCCAUUUCUAAGAAGCACUCAAACUUUUUUUUCUUUUAUUGCCAUCAUAAUUUAAUUUGUAAUGAUUAUCACCAUGUAUAAUGUGAAGGUUUUCUCUCUUUGUGUUUUCUUGUCUUUCGUUUCUUGGGAAAGCAGUUGGCUAAUUGUUUUCUGUGAACAAAGAGACCCGGUGUCCAUGUUUGGCCGCCUCGUGGGGACACAGUGGAACGUCUUUGGCUCUGAUCCUCUUCGAGAUAAAAAAAAAAAAGAAACUUAAGUUACGUAUUUUAAAUAAUCGUCAUGACAACAAUCAAAUCCUAUGCUGUCCCUGCUUAAAACCCUUGUACAUAGAUAUUUUCUGUGAUGCCAGACAUUUUUCAAUCAGAGGAAAGGCAGUGUUUACAGCGAUCCGCCAAAGAUCUUCCACUGUGUGUCCAUAAGCGAGGGUGUCGGCUCGACCUUUCGACCUUGUCCAGGAGCCCUUUGCCGCUCCGCGUGACGCUGCAGGAGCCGUGAUUAUUCUUCAGGCGUGACGUCACGUAGUGAUUCCGCCGCCAUUUUUUAAAACCUUUUUUGGAUGUUUCUAUUUGAAGAAGAACCUCCGGGUCUCGACUGUGCUGUAAAGUCCCCCCCUGUUAUCAGAACACGGAUGCUGGAGAGACACGUGGGGAGGGGUCCUCAUGGUACCGUGAGAACAUGUGAGAACAUGUGAGAACAUGUGCGACAGUCACACGUCAAUCAUCCCUGCUGGCAAGGUCUGUCCCCCACAUGGAGACAAUGAAAAUGAUGAUCAUGUUAUUUAAGACAAUCAGUCAUGAGUGGAGCUCAAAAUGAAGUGAGAUUUAUAACAAACAUAAGAUAUCUGACCGUCUCAGCUUAAAAAAAUCAAGAUAACUAUGUAAAUAUAACAUAGAGUUAUAGAUUUAUAUUUUGUUCAUAACACAGUGUAAUAUAAGUUGUAUAUUUCUUUUUUUUCUUCUCCCUACUGUCUCUUUUAUUGAUGUUAUCCAUGCCACAGAAAAGCUAGAGUUGCAGGACUCGCACAAAAAAAUGAAGAAAAAUAUCAAAGACAUAAAGAAAAAAACCACAAAAAAAGAAGAAGCCGUGGGCUGCCACCACCAUCUGUUCUAAGUUCACUUUUUUUCAGUAUUACGCCAGACAAGGCUCUAAUAAAGACAGCAAUGUGUUCAGUAAAA